Messenger RNA from Chelonia mydas (Green sea turtle), 1255 nucleotides. RefSeq names its product recoverin (gene RCVRN). Gene Ontology annotation, molecular function: calcium ion binding. The record is from RefSeq and is a predicted model, not a curated record. The transcript has 3 exons. Lineage: Eukaryota; Metazoa; Chordata; Testudines; Cheloniidae. The coding region runs from base 24 to 602 and encodes 192 amino acids.
UCAGGGCGGAGGCUCGGGGCGCCAUGGGGAACAGUAAAAGCGGGGCUCUGUCCAAGGAGAUCCUGGAGGACCUGAAGCUCAACACCAAGUACUCGGAGGACGAGCUGUGCAAGUGGUACGAGAGCUUCCAGAAGCAGUGCCCGGACGGGCGCAUCAGCCAGGCCGAGUUCGAGAAGAUCUACGGCAACUUCUUCCCCAAGUCGGACCCCCAGGUCUACGCGCGCCACGUCUUCCGCAGCUUCGACACCAACGGCGACGGGACGCUGGACUUCCGGGAGUACAUCAUAGCCCUGCACCUCACCUCCUCCGGCAAGACCAACCUCAAGCUGGAGUGGGCCUUCUCCCUCUUCGACGUCGACCGCAACGGCGAGAUCAGCAAGAGCGAGGUGCUGGAGAUCAUCACGGCAAUAUUUAAGAUGAUUCCCCUUGAAGAGCAGAAAAUGCUCGCUGAGGAUGAAAACACCCCCCAGAAACGAGCCAACAAGCUCUGGGACUUUUUCAAAAAGGGGGAAAACGACAAAAUCGCCGAGGGGGAGUUCAUCUCCGGCGUGAUACAGAACGAAGCCAUCAUGAGGCUGAUCCAAUACGAACCCAAGAAAUAGGAAGGCCAAGGUCCCAGGCCGGGAGGGGAACGGCAAACAGGAGGGAGAACGCGGGCUGAGCAGGGGCGGAGUGAGAGGACGAGUGAAUGAGAAAACGAUGGAACGAACGAAUGAAACAACAUGUGUGCGAGGCACCCGACCCAUCUCCGUACGCUGCCAUGUUGGUCUUCACCCCUUUCCCCGGGUAGCUGGAUCCCUUCCCUUCCUCCGCCAGCAGCCCGCUCUGGGCACUUCCAAACAGGCUGUCGUUGGGGGCCGAGGGAGGGGGGACCCCACCGAGACCCCCGGGGUGGAAAGGAGCAGGGGAAAAGUGGGGGAGGUGAAAGAGCGGAUGAUGGGAAAGGAAGGAUAGGAUGAAGGAGAGAAAGAAAAAUGGAGCAAUGAAGGAGGAAGGAAAGCGGGGGAUGUAACAGGGAGGAAGGGGGGAAUGAGAAAGAACAGAUAAUAAAAAGGCAGAGCAGCAGUGAACAGAGGGCAGAGAACAGGAAAUGAGAGGAGAGAAAUAGCCGAUGGAAGACAAGGAUCACGUAAAGAAGGUGCUGCCCAGACACAGAGUCACUGAGAUUGGGGCCCCGUCACGCCGGGCGCUGCCCAGACAGAGUCACUGAGAUUGGGGCCCCGUCGCGCCGGGCGCUGCCCAGACACAGAGUCAC